Colletotrichum abscissum is the source of this 2232-nucleotide messenger RNA. RefSeq names its product ATPase. Gene Ontology annotation, cellular component: nuclear origin of replication recognition complex. Gene Ontology annotation, molecular function: ATP binding; chromatin binding; ATP hydrolysis activity. The coding region runs from base 1 to 2232 and encodes 743 amino acids. The transcript has 4 exons. Lineage: Eukaryota; Fungi; Ascomycota; Sordariomycetes; Glomerellales; Glomerellaceae. The record is from RefSeq and is a predicted model, not a curated record. Gene Ontology annotation, biological process: DNA replication initiation; mitotic DNA replication checkpoint signaling.
AUGGGUGUUCUCGCGCCCAAAACAGCUCCACGAGGGCGUCGUCAGUCAAAAAAGUCUACAGGCGUUGUCAGGGACGACUCAGAUGAUGAGCUUGGCAUAGAUGAUCUUCCAUGGGAAUGGAUUCUCGAGUCCAAUGAUGCGGAUACCCCACAGGACCAUGGCGACGACACGCAAACCUCUCGGAAGCGGAGGAGAGCCAAUACUGAGGGGCGGAUCAUGGGUGCCCGAAUGGGCAAGUUUGAGUGCUACGUUGGCGACUGUGUUCUACUGAAGGCGGAAGGGUCCAACGAGGCCUGGGUCGCCAUAGUCUGCGAGUUUUUAGAAGAAGAUGAUGGCGAAAAAGCAGCGAACUUCAUGUGGUUCUCGACAGAGAAGGAAAUCCGUAACAAGGAGAGGAAACGGUCGGAUUUCCUGCCUAAUGAACUGUACAUCUCACCUUCGUGGGAUGUAAAUCCGCUCGCCGCUGUCAACGGCACAGCCGUCGUCAUUUCUCAUCGAGAAUUUCAUCAAAAGUUCCCGUCGGGCAAAAUACCUCGAUCCUCACCCGAUUUUGGUAAGACCUUCAUCUGCCGUCGCGCAUGUAACACAAGAACAGCAACCUACACGGAUGAGUUUGUGUGGGAAGAAGUGUAUCAUGCGAGUGAGCAGGGCGUUUCUGACCUGAUCGGGUUUGUCAAAUCACAAACGAAGUCGACGCGACAUCGUCAGGCAGCGAGGCAAUCAACGCCGGAGCAGUCGUACAAGAUGACCACAGAUAGUUUGGCGGGUGCAUCGACGCCCAAACGAACCCCGAAGGCCGAACAUUCAACGCCCAAGGGAGAUGCCCGGAUAACGACGACACCUGGGUCUCGUAAACGGAUCGUGGUGAAGAAGACGCUCGAGUUUACGCCUUUAGGUACGAGAGUACUGUCACCAAAACGCUUGCAAUCUUCGCCUUUUCAGCUGGCUCGUUCCCAGCUCCACGUUGCCUCCGUACCAAGAAGCUUGCCUUGCCGCGAGAGCGAGUUCAACCUGGUGUAUUCACACCUGGAGGCAGCCAUUGCGGAUGGUUCAGGAAGCUGUAUCUAUAUUGCUGGUACUCCAGGGACGGGGAAGACAGCCACUGUCCGAGAAGUGAUAUCUCGCCUAGAAGACAGCGUGAAGGCCGAUGAACUUGACGAUUUCAUAUUCGUAGAGAUCAAUGGCAUGAAGAUCACCGACCCUCACCAGUCCUACACCCUCCUGUGGGAGGCACUCAAAGGCGAGAGAGUUAGUCCUACACAAGCCAUCGACCUUUUAGAGAGAGAGUUCAACAAUCCAAGUCCUCGCCGGACGCCGUGCGUUGUGCUGAUGGAUGAACUGGACCAGCUGGUGACGAAGAACCAGAGCGUCAUGUACAACUUUUUCAACUGGCCUGGCCUUCGACAUAGCAGGCUCAUUGUCCUAGCUGUUGCGAAUACCAUGGACCUUCCGGAGAGAACUCUGAGUAACAAAAUCAGCAGUCGCAUAGGCUUGACAAGAAUCACAUUCCCAGGCUAUAACCAUGAACAGCUCAUGAAGAUUAUUCAGUCAAGGCUCGAAUGUGUGCCCGGGAGCAUCGUGGAGGCGGACGCUAUUCAAUUCGCCAGCCGGAAGGUGGCUGCAGUGAGCGGCGAUGCAAGAAGAGCCCUGGACAUUUGUAGGCGAGCUGUAGAGCUCGCCGAAGGCGACACCCGCAUCGAGACGCUUGUAGUCAACCCCGAGGCACGACGAUCAACCCCGAGCAAAGGCAGACCAUCAGAUGCGCCAGUCAAGGUCACUAUCGCCACAAUCAAACGUGCCAUCAACGAGGCCACGACCAAUCCUGUCCAACAACACCUUCGGUCUCUACCUUUCGCACCCAAGCUAUUCCUGUGUUCGUUGCUAGUCACAAUACAAAGAAGCGGCACUGUUGAGACGACAUUCGGCGAUGUAGUGGACGAAAUACACCGCAUCAUCAACCUGGACACGGCGACUCUCGAGUCCACCAUCCUCGGAGCUCUGUCGACGGGGCCAUCAGGAGGUGACGUCGGCCAAGGCAAUGGUAGUAUCCGAGUAGUCCAAUCUCUGGCGCUUCCUCAGGCGGCGCUUGAACUAACGGGCGCUGGCAUCAUUGUGCUAGAAGCACAUAAACCAGAACGACCAAGCAAGGUACGUCUCGCUGUGGGUGAUGAGGAGGUCAAGAUGGCGUUUCGAGAUGAUGGAGAAGUAAAAGCCUUGGGUCUGUUUUUCUAG